CACAAGAGUCUAGGAAAAACUUCCUGGCCAAGAAGAGCUGUGGGAAUUCACCACCAGCUCGUUUGGGGAAACCAUCCGAAGACAGCAAGAUGUUUCUCGUUCUCUUGUACUUCGCUUUGCCCUUAGUAGAUGUACUUUUGUCUGCAGAAGUGAGCGGGCUGCCUGGAGGGGAGCGCCUGGACUGCGUGAAAGCCAGCGAUCAGUGUCUGAAGGAGCAGAGCUGUAGUACUAAAUUCAGGACACUGAGGCAGUGUGUAGCCGGCAAAGAGAGCAACUUCAGCCGGGCCACGGGCCUGGAGGCGAAGGACGAAUGCAGAAGCGCCAUGGAAGCUCUCAAGCAGAAAUCGCUGUACAAUUGUCGCUGCAAGAGGGGCAUGAAGAAGGAGAAGAACUGCCUGCGCAUUUACUGGAGCAUGUACCAGAGCUUGCAGGGAAAUGACUUGCUUGAAGAUUCCCCUUAUGAGCCAGUUAACAGCAGACUAUCAGACAUAUUCAGACUAGCACCAAUUGUAUCAGUGGAGCCAGUACUUUCAAAGGGGAACAAUUGCUUGGAUGCAGCCAAAGCUUGUAACCUAAAUGAUACCUGCAAGAGGUUCAGAUCUGCUUACAUAACCCCCUGCACCAGCAGCACGUCUAAUGAAAUCUGUAACAAGCGGAAGUGUCAUAAGGCCCUCCGGCUAUUUUUUGACAAGGUCCCCCCAAAGCACAGCUACGGGAUGCUCUUCUGCUCCUGUCGAGACGUAGCCUGUACAGAAAGGAGGCGACAGACUAUUGUUCCUGUGUGUUCAUAUGAGGACAGGGAGAAACCAAACUGCCUGAAUUUACAAGAGUCCUGCAAGAAGAAUUACAUCUGCAGAUCUCGCCUUGCAGAUUUCUUCACAAACUGCCAGCCUGAGUCACGCUCUGUUAGCAGCUGUCUGAAGGAGAACUACGCUGACUGCCUGCUCGCUUACUCGGGGCUCAUUGGCACGGUGAUGACACCAAACUACAUCGACUCCAACAGCCUCAGCGUGGCCCCGUGGUGCGACUGCAGCAACAGUGGCAACGACAUAGAUGAGUGCCAGAAAUUUCUGAAUUUCUUCCAGGACAACAUAUGCCUUAAAAAUGCAAUUCAGGCCUUUGGCAAUGGCACUGAUGUGAAUGUCUGGCAGCCAAUCUUACCAGUACAGACCACUACAGCCACAACUACAACAGUUUCCAGACUUAAAAACACAGGGUCAGAGACCACCAACAACGAAAUACCUUCCCACAAUGAUUCACCAGCAUGUGCAAACCUGCAGGCACAGAAGAAGCGAAAAUCCAAUGAAUCUGCAGAUACAGAGCUCUGUCUUAAUGAGAACGCUCUCGGGAAGGACAACACAGCGGGAGUCUCCACCAGUCACAUAUCCGCGGAGAAUUCCCUGGCUCAUCCCACCAGCUUCUAUCUAAGCACACAGCUCACCCUGAUGGCACUUGCACUCUCACUCACUUUGUCCCUGAGCUCAUCAGUCUUGUAG
Molecule: messenger RNA, 1496 nt
Organism: Cinclus cinclus
Lineage: Eukaryota; Metazoa; Chordata; Aves; Passeriformes; Cinclidae
Gene: GFRA1
Product: GDNF family receptor alpha 1
Exons: 11
Coding region: 90-1496 (468 amino acids)
Biological process (GO): nervous system development
Cellular component (GO): external side of plasma membrane; signaling receptor complex
Molecular function (GO): signaling receptor activity
Source: RefSeq, a predicted model, not a curated record